Molecule: messenger RNA, 1179 nt
Organism: Chlorella variabilis
Lineage: Eukaryota; Viridiplantae; Chlorophyta; Trebouxiophyceae; Chlorellales; Chlorellaceae
Exons: 6
Coding region: 1-1179 (392 amino acids)
Biological process (GO): zinc ion transmembrane transport
Cellular component (GO): membrane
Molecular function (GO): zinc ion transmembrane transporter activity
Source: RefSeq, a predicted model, not a curated record
AUGUCGGCGACGGUGCUGGCGCUGACCGCGUUGAUAGGCGUUAUGGUGUCUGCCGGCUUCUGCCACCUGCUGGGAGAGGCGCUGAAGCAGAUGCCGCGCAUGACGUUCCCACUGGCCCCGUUCCUGUGCGGCACCGGCUACCUGUUCACCCUGGUGGCAGACAAGAUAGCGGCGUCGGCGCACGGCGGCGCCCACCACGGCUGCUGCGGCGGCGCCCACCAGCACGGCAUGCCGGCCAAGGGGCCCGCGGUGGACAGCUGCUGCGCUGUGGAGGUGCUGGCAGGCAUGGACAUAGCGGAGCGCGGGUCGGGCCGCCUAGACAAGCACAGCGGCGAGCAGGAGGUGCAAGGCCUGCUGGAGCGCACGCCGCCUCGCAACGGCGGGCUGGGCAGGCAGCACAGCGGCGGCGGCGGCGGCGGCGGCGGCGGCGGCAGCAGGCUGUCCCAUAGCCCCGGCGGAGGGCACAGCACGGCAGACCAUGCGGUGGUGGCAGUCAACGGCAGCGGCAGCUUUGCGGACGGGCGCUUUGGGGAGCAGGAGAAGGAGGGCGGCGGCGGCGGUGGCGGCAGCGGCUUUGCCCGCGUCAGCGUGGACGGCUUCGCGGCGGGCCCCGGCGGCGGUGCCGCCGGCGGCCGCCGGCGCCAGGGCCUGCAGCGCGACAGCAGCGAGAGCCUGGUGUUUGAGGUGGAGCCGCCCAGCUCACCGCUGCUGACGCCCGGCUCCGCCUCGCGCCGCAGCGUGUCGUUUCUGACCGCCAUGCUGAUGGGUGUGGCCCUCUGCUUCCACUCGCUGCUGGAGGGGGCGGCCAUGGGGGCGCAGACCACCAUCAGCAACUCGCUGCACAUCUUCAUCGCCAUUGUGAGCCACAAGGGGCUGGCCGCCUAUGCACUGGGCAGCUCCAUCGUCGACUCUGACGCCUCCAUGCAGCGCUUCUGGUCCGUGGUGCUGCCCUUCACCUUUGCCUCCCCCGUCGGCAUCUUCAUCGGAUACGUCAUCUCCGAUGUUGCCAAGGGGGUGGGCGCAGCAUCCAUCUCGGCGCUGGCAUCCGGCACCUUUCUGUAUGUUGCCUUCAUGGAGGUGAUCCCCAAGGAGCUGCGGGACGGCUCCCGCAUGGCCCUCAAGCUCGCCGCCCUGCUCGUCGGCUUUGGCCUCAUGAGCCUGCUGGCCGUGUGGGCGUAG